AUGGUCAGCAGCAAGACAGAAACGGCAUGCGACGGGCGUACAGACCCGCUGCAUAGACCGGGACCGUUCGAAUGUGGCGGACGGGCUAAGUUCAAGGAGCAGACGCAAGCCGUGCCAGUGCUGCAGGACCCAGCAGACGGUGCACCACCGGAGCGGCACCACCUCGUGAAUCAAGCAGAGCACCGCCGCCACCUCAUCGGACCGGAGCCAGUGCUCAUCUCCGACGAACGCAGCAGCGACCUGAUCUCGCCGAGGGCGUCGCACUCGGAUACGGAGUCGCGACCGCCACGGACCCUUGACGGCAGAAGCGAAACCGAAGACGACGACACGGCGGACGUCGCAGAAGCCGCGUACGACGCCGGUCAGCUCCUCGGCGUAGGCGAGAUGCGACGGAACCUCGAGCUGGCAGAAUUCGUACAAAGCGCUCUGUCUCACCGCUGGGAGCCCGCGGCACUGCGAGACUGGCAGGCCAGCAUGCAGCGGCGCUGCCUUCUGCAUCGCUUUCCCUGUCGACUGUGGUACGAGUUUAUCUACGAAUGGCAGGUAGAACCGGAGCCAGCAGACCCCUACCCCUACGUCAGCACCGGAACCCCGACAGUACUCAGCCCAGCCGGGACGUCGCGAGCGCAACAGACGCUGUGCGAGAUUCGGGUGUGUGCAGCGCCCACCAUCCUCGCAGGGCACGUGUCGGUACACAUCCAUAGAAUGUGA
Symbiodinium sp. CCMP2456 is the source of this 711-nucleotide messenger RNA. Lineage: Eukaryota; Dinophyceae; Suessiales; Symbiodiniaceae. The record is from the annotation of a GenBank genome assembly.